Gorilla gorilla gorilla (western lowland gorilla) is the source of this 2275-nucleotide messenger RNA. It is a transcript of the gene SLC35E2B, whose product is annotated as solute carrier family 35 member E2B. The record is from RefSeq and is a predicted model, not a curated record. NCBI's taxonomy places the organism in Eukaryota, Metazoa, Chordata, Mammalia, Primates, Hominidae. The transcript has 4 exons. The coding region runs from base 544 to 1461 and encodes 305 amino acids.
UCUCCUCCCGUCUGCCUGCAGUGCAACGGCCCGGGCGGAACCAACGGGCAGCCGCGGGGGCGUCGUGGGCCGCGGCGCGUUUCCGCGGCUCCAAGGCUCUGGGGCACUGAGGAGCGGCGCCCGCGGGGCAGCGAGGAGCCCGAUGCCGGGUUCUGCGCGCCAUUUCCGGUCCCGCGGGCGCCCCGUGAAGCCCACCUGGAUCCGCCGGCCCUGUGCCACUCCCCAGUGCCGAGCUCCGAGCUGUCUCCGCGGCCUCGCGCCCGGCCCCUCCACCGCGCGCCUCUCAGGCCCCGCCCGCCAGCGUCCCUUUGUUGGGAAGGCGCCGGGGCCUAGACGGGGGCGCCGGAGCUCGGGGCCUAGCGCUAUGCCUGCGGCGGAGACUGCAUCAGGCUGUCGCGUCUGCUUCUACGCUUUGCCUGGGAGAGGCCCUGGUGGCCUCAUUCCUGGCGCCCGGAGUCCCUGCUGCGGCCCCACCCCCGGGCAGUCACGGUGACCCAUACUGCCCAGCCUGGAGGUAAAAUCGUUCGUGGCUGUGGCUUCAGCAUGUCGUCCUCGGUGAAAACCCCGGCACUGGAAGAGCUCGUUCCUGGCUCCGAAGAGAAGCCGAAAGGCAGGUCGCCUCUCAGCUGGGGCUCUCUGUUUGGUCACCGAAGUGAGAAGAUUGUUUUUGCCAAGAGCGAUGGCGGCGCAGAUGAGAACGUACUGACCGUCACCAUCACGGAGACCACGGUCAUCGAGUCAGACUUGGGUGUGUGGAGCUCGCGGGUGCUGCUCUACCUCACGCUGUGGUUCUUCUUCAGCUUCUGCACGCUCUUCCUCAACAAGUACAUCCUGUCCCUGCUGGGAGGCGAGCCCAGCAUGCUAGGUGCGGUGCAGAUGCUGUCCACCACGGUUAUCGGGUGUGUGAAAACCCUCGUUCCUUGCUGUUUAUAUCAGCACAAGGCCCGGCUUUCCUACCCACCCAACUUCCUUAUGACGAUGCUGUUUGUGGGUCUGAUGAGGUUUGCAACUGUGGUUUUGGGUUUGGUCAGCCUGAAAAAUGUGGCGGUUUCGUUUGCUGAGACGGUGAAGAGCUCCGCCCCCAUCUUCACGGUGAUCAUGUCUCGGAUGAUUCUGGGGGAGUACACAGGUGAGGCCCCCGGGCCCCGCCCCUCCACCUGCGCCCCACCAUCCCAGGCCUCCAUCCGUGGUGCCCGUCUCUGCUGCCUGCCAUGGGGCUCUGCCGCGAGGAGCACUCAGAGUGGUGCCCACACUGGCAGUGCCUUCACUUCUCUCCUGAAACGUUUUCCCCACGGUCACAUGUGCGGGGGUGUCUUGGAGCCUGGCGUCUGCCAGGUGUUCUCACACUGGCAUGCGGAGGUCAGAGCAGGGUUGUGUCUCGUGACCCUAACUGGGUGGGGAGACAGGUGGGGGCUGGGCAGAUUCCUGGCAAGCAAGAUUACUGCAGGUGCCAAUCACUGAUCCGAAGAGGACGGGCGGGGGCCGCCUUCGGCCAGCACCACACAGGCGGCCGUGGCUCCUGGUCCGUGGGCCGUCCUGUGCCAGCACCCCACAGCCUCCCCAGCACCCGCCACCACAGGCCUGUCCUGGGCCCCAGCCCCUGACCUCAGCUGCAACCCAGGCUCCUGCCUCUCCCACCUCUUAAUGACUCACAGGCGAUUUCCAGCGACAUGUCGGCCCCACGUCGCAUACCCAGCGUGGCUGCAUGAAAACCAGCGAGGAGCAGAGGCGCCCACAGAGCGCGGCGUCUUGAGCGGAGUGUGGGGGGUGCACACGUGUUCGCUUAUUUAAGAAACGACAAGAUCUUAAGGCCGAGGGAAGUGUCUGUCUGCCUUUGGGGACGGGAGGAGGCCGAGGGUCCAGGGUGGGGUCGGGCUUGCCCCACAUGCACUUGAGACCCGCACACACAUUUAGGUGAUUAUAACAAAAUCAAAGCCGAAAAGUCAACUCUGGUUUUUUUUUGUUUUAUGUUUUUGAGACAGGGUCUUGCUCUGUCGCCCAAGCUGCAGUUCAGUGGCCAGGUCACGACUCACUGCAACCUCGGCCUCCCAGGCUUAGGCAAUCCUCCCACCUCAGCCUGUUGGGUAGCUGGGACCUCAGGCAUGUGCCACCAUGCCCAGCUAAUUUUUGUAUUUUGUGUGUCUUUUUGUUUUUUCACUGUGAAUAUACGUUAGUCAUUUUUGUUAACAAUUGAAACUUGGAACUCUGGGGAUUCAGAAUUAACAGCCUUGGCUGUGAGCUUCUUAUCGAUACCAGAAAAAGUUUGGACCUUGCA